This is a messenger RNA of Brassica rapa (field mustard), 2415 nucleotides long. Its product is annotated as cytochrome b561 and DOMON domain-containing protein At3g61750. Lineage: Eukaryota; Viridiplantae; Streptophyta; Magnoliopsida; Brassicales; Brassicaceae. The record is from RefSeq and is a predicted model, not a curated record.
CCCGUGCCUCUCGCAUGCGAAGCGAGCGCUCUACCAUAUGAGCUACAUCCCCUUGAUGAUUACACUAAGGUUAAACUAUUAAUACUUUAAUCAAAAAGUUGUUUUUACAUUUCUAAAACAUACAAAAAUUUCAAUUUCCUAAUAAAUGUUUCUGUGGAAUAUGCAGGAAAAUAUGAGAUACAAACGGGAAAUUUAUGUUUUUUCUGACGUUUAUACUAAACAAAUAAAUUUUCUAAAAUGAUAGAAGAUUGUUGGUUCAUAUGGAAGAAUACAAAAUAAACAUGAACAUUAACACAUGCAAAAUCGUAACCCAAAAACAAAAACAAACAAACAAUAAUUAAAUACGUCUGUACAUGAUUGGUGAUAAACUUAUAAUCAUUGAGGCGGCAAAGAUUUUUGUACCACACUAAUGAAAGUUUUAUAAACUAAACUGAAAAGUUAUUUAAUUAUUAACUUAAUUGUUAUAGUUUACUUUGUUUUUAAGUUCUGUUACAAUAUCGCCUAAGGGGACCAUACUGACCAAAUGUACCUAAUGAGUAAUGAUUCAGACUAUGACUGAUCCACUUCCCAGUCUGGUCCAGUUAGGACCCUACUCCCAUCUCUGUCAUCUUUUCCUCAAAAUAAGCAAAGUAAAACUCCAGAUUCUCAAUUAUCUUUAUAAAGAUUUCACUAUUUUUUCAACCUCAUAUAGCAAUUGACAAUUGUUUUAACUGGCAAAAAGCAUAUUACUUUUGGUAUAUUUUCUGUCGGUUCACGUGUCGGUUUAGUGACAGAGGGGACAUAACUUGUCCGAUACUCCACCAGUGAAACAUCAACUCCAAGCAUCUUUCUCAAAAUCCAAUCGAAGGAAAAGAUUAAAAACACAAUUUGGUGAUUAUGAUUGAUCGCCAUCUUCAACCACUUUCACCACCAAACUCAAUCACUCUUCUUCUUCUUCUUCCUCACCAAAAUAGCAUCCAUCUUUACUCCUCUCGUCUCUCUCUCUGCUUCAACUUUGGCCAUGAGAACCCUCAUCGGAUUCUACAUCCUCUGUCUUCUACUCGGACAAGAUCUUCCUUUUCUACUAGCAGAUGACGUCAACUUCAUCAACGACUCAACCCAAAACCUCUGUUUCGCAACUCGUUUAUCUGACUUCCUCCCACCACCGUACAGCAACAUCUCCGACUCUAUGCCGUGCACACCUCUCUGGAACACAUUCGUCUUAAGGUACUCUGAAAACAGAGACAAUGUGAUGACAAUCAUAGUCUCGGCUCUGUAUACAACCGGGUGGGUCGGAGUCGGAUUCUCCAGAGACGGGAGGAUGGUGGGAUCGAGCGCGAUGGUGGGGUGGAUUACGAAGAAGGGUCAUGCUAAAAUCAAACAGUACUAUCUUCAAGGAACAGAGAGAGACCAAGUUGUGCCGGAUCAAGGAGAGUUACAGUUACAGAAAGUUCCUCCUGUGGUGGCUCUUCACGGAGCGAUGAUUUAUUUGGCUUUUCAGGUUAAGUUUACCGUUAAAGUUCCUCGUAGAGCAGUGAUUCUAGCGUUUAGCUCAGUUUAUCCUUCGAAGCUAGGUCGUUUGAGUAAGCAUGAUGAUAAAACUACUGUCAUCGUUGAUUUCUCCAAAGCAAAUGGAGUAACGUCCAAAGAAACGCCAGCUUCUACGGAGAAGACAAAACAUGGAGUAAUGGCGAUACUCGGAUGGGGUUUCUUACUUCCGCUAGGAGCAAUCCUGGCGCGAUAUCUCAGACAUAGAGACCCUCUUUGGUAUUAUCUUCACAUCAGUAUCCAGUUCACGGGCUUUAUCUUCGGUUUAGCCGCUGUUAUUCUCGGGAUUCGGCUUUACAAUAGGAUCCAACCAGAUAUACCUGCACACCGAGGCAUUGGGAUCUUUCUUCUAAUCCUCAGCAUUCUUCAGGUUUUGGCUUUCUUUGCGCGGCCGCACAAGGAGACAAAGAUGAGGAGAUACUGGAAUUGGUAUCAUCAUUGGAUUGGGAGAAUCUCUUUGUUCUUUGGAGCAGUGAACAUUCUUCUUGGAAUUAGAAUGGCUAAUAGUGGAGAAGAUGGAUGGAGAAUUGGAUAUGGGUUUGUUUUGGCAGUGACAUUACUUGCUUUUAUUGUUCUUGAAAUAUUCAGGAUUCGUGGCUCUAUUGGUUCACCUUCUUCUCACACACCUCCUUCUUUUGAGACACAUCCAAGUUCUACUAGUAGUGUCUGAUUCAAGAUCCUCGGUCUUUUGUCAUUCCUGUGUUUAUGUACAUACCUUUUUUGGAUUUUGUUGGGUGAAGUAAUUUUACUGGGUGAAGUUUGUUUAGACUAGCAUGGUGGAAUUUUUUACUUUGUUCGUUUUGUUUUUAAUCUCUUUUUUUGUUGUCAUUUUGACUUGUAAAUUGGAGUCUUCAAGGUUGCUUUUCAUAUACUUGAUUUUUAUUAUUA